GCGUUAUAUAGCUCAGGGACGGUCUCAGUGGUGGAGCAGACGGAGCGAGCUGUGGUUCCUCUCCGGUUCCUCUCCGGUUUCUCUGGGUUCUUUCCGUCCUGAUGGCUGAGGACAUUCUGCUGUACUGGGGCUCCGGGUCUCCUCCCUGCUGGAGGGUGAUGAUCGCCCUGGAGGAGAAGAACCUGCACGGGUACAAGAGCAAACUGCUCUCCUUCGACAAGAAGGAGCACAAGGGUCCGGAGGUGCUGGCGCUGAACCCCCGGGGGCAGCUCCCCACAUUGAAACAUGGAGACAUUGUGGUGAAUGAAUCCAUUGCUGCCUGCAUGUACCUGGAGCUGGAUAAAGGAUCGUAUUUGGCUGGGAAGAGUUUCUCGAUGGCUGAUGCCGUGUGUUUCCCCUACGUUGCCUUCCUUGUCCGGUUUGGGCUGAAUACAGAGCGCUACCCCAGGCUGGUGGAGUAUUACGAGCUGGUGAAGGAGCGUCCCAGCGUUAAAGCCUCAUGGCCUCCACACUGGCUGGAGAACCCUCAGAACCAGGACACCAUCAAGGACCUGUGAGGAACCUGUGAGGAACCCAACACUCACAGAGCAGGAGUCACCGGUUAUCCUACCAUCCAAUGAGGAAAUGUUAACGCUCACUAAUACAGAUUUUUGGGCUUUUUUGCAUAUAUUUGGUAAUAAUAACUACACGCGAAAUAAGAAUGAAUGUGAAUUAAUGCCAUUUCCAGCUAAGUUCUCACCAUCAGACGCCAUCAGAUGAGCUUUAGAUGAGGAAACCGACUUUCUUCUCAUGUUUAAUGUUCACCGAUAUACACUGAAAAAAAAACUGUACAGUUAUUAAACUUAAACUAAAACCUGGUUAACAUGAAAUGUUGAGCUUAAACAUCAAAUAAUAAGUUAAUAAAUUUUUAACAAUUGUUACUCUGUUAAUAUCACACAUUUAAUGCGCUCUAAAUGUGUAGUUAGCCUGUUUACCUGUUGUUGUUGUUUUUUAUUUAAAAGCUGCAUCAUUUUUUUUUACAGUGUAGUUUUUCAAAAUAAUAACUACAUCAUGUUUUCGCUUAUUAGACAGCAUGAUAUCUAAUCUAAUGAGCCUCAUAUGAGAACUUUAAUCUUCCGUUACAUUUUAUAUCUUCACUAAAGCACCUUUUCUGGCCUUCUUUGAAUUUUUACUGCUAUAAACUGCACUAUAAACCAGAUUAGGCUUUAAAGCAGUGCUAAUCUGUUCCCGACCAUGUGCACUUAAACCCGAGACCCGCUGCCUUUAAUCUGAGACUAAUGUGACCUGGUAUGUGUGAGUAAAUGUUCUGUGAUGUCUGUAGUGAUUGUAUCUGCUCUGGUUCCUGUCGAGUGUCACUGUGAGCAUGUUAAUAAAAGUUAACCCUGUAGA
Messenger RNA from Pygocentrus nattereri (red-bellied piranha), 1389 nucleotides. RefSeq names its product glutathione S-transferase A-like. The record is from RefSeq and is a predicted model, not a curated record. Lineage: Eukaryota; Metazoa; Chordata; Actinopteri; Characiformes; Serrasalmidae. The coding region runs from base 102 to 557 and encodes 151 amino acids. The transcript has 4 exons.